Molecule: messenger RNA, 111 nt
Organism: Echinococcus granulosus
Lineage: Eukaryota; Metazoa; Platyhelminthes; Cestoda; Cyclophyllidea; Taeniidae
Exons: 2
Coding region: 1-111 (36 amino acids)
Source: RefSeq, a predicted model, not a curated record
AUGAAUUGGAAGCGGCUUUAUACAGGUGACUCUUGCCUCACAAAUAUUGCCACUAUCCAACAGCAGGCCAAUCAGAAGGAGAGGUUUCGUCCUACGUUUUGCGCUGAAUGA